AAACUAAAAUCUUAGGUUAUUUUUCUUCAACAUUGAACAUAAGUAAAAUUGUUAAAUCUCAACUUGAACUCUUAUUGCUUACUUAGUAGCUAAUAAAUUGAGUGUGAAAAAAUGGCAGUGAAUGGUAUUUUGAGUAAGGUGAAAAAAUUACUAAAUGUCUUCUAUGUACAGCAGGGUCCCUGUGGCCAGUCUUGCAGUGUGGUGAAAUGUUGGAAGUGGAAUGUCAAUGACAUUUUUGAAUACCACAGUAAAUAUGCAGUUGUUGUUCUAAAUCGCACAAUAAGUCAGAAUGAAGAGGUGAUUAAAAAGGUUUGGAAUAAUGCUUCGUUAAGGAUAACAGUAGAUGGAGGAACAGUGCAUUGGGACAGGUUUGUCAACAGUUUAUCAGAAAAUGACCAAACAAUCAUGAAAAUACCAGACUUAAUCACAGGAGACUUUGAUUCCAUCACCGAAGAUGUUUUGCAGAAGUAUAAAAAGAAAGGUUGUAAGACAAUACACACUCCAGACCAAAGUCACACAGAUUUCACGAAGGCAUUGAUUGAGCUAAAUAAUUAUUGUGAAGAGCAUCAAACAAAGAUGGAUGAAGUCUUAGUCAUAGCGCAGACUUCAGGCAGAUUAGACCAAAUUCUAGGCAACAUACAAACCUUGCAUUUAGUCAAAGAAAAUGGCCUCGUCCACCCAAAGACUAGGAUUUAUAUAAUGUCUGAUGACAGUUUAUCUUGGCUGCUUCAACCGGGUGAUCAUAUCAUCGACAUUCCAGAAGAAAGUAGGGGGUACAAAAGGGCAGGUUGCUCUUUGAUACCAGUGGGGGAGCCCUGCACCAGUGUUACUACUAGUGGACUUAAGUGGAAUUUGGAUAAUCAAGAGCUAAAGUUCGGUAAACUGGUGAGCACGUCAAACGCCUUCGAUGGAUCUGAACAAGUGAAAAUAAAGUGCAGUCACACAUUACUGUGGUCCAUGAAAGUUCCCAGUUUAAUGGGCAAAUAAACCCACCACGUUUGUUAUUCGAAGUCUUUGGCUUCGUCGGAAAUUCGUACGUUUUUUAAA
Maniola jurtina (meadow brown) is the source of this 1047-nucleotide messenger RNA. Its product is annotated as thiamin pyrophosphokinase 1. The transcript is spliced from 7 exons. The coding region runs from base 112 to 987 and encodes 291 amino acids. Gene Ontology annotation, molecular function: thiamine binding; ATP binding; thiamine diphosphokinase activity. Gene Ontology annotation, biological process: thiamine diphosphate biosynthetic process; thiamine metabolic process. The record is from RefSeq and is a predicted model, not a curated record. NCBI's taxonomy places the organism in Eukaryota, Metazoa, Arthropoda, Insecta, Lepidoptera, Nymphalidae.